Messenger RNA from Actinia tenebrosa (Australian red waratah sea anemone), 1212 nucleotides. RefSeq lists its product as uncharacterized. NCBI's taxonomy places the organism in Eukaryota, Metazoa, Cnidaria, Anthozoa, Actiniaria, Actiniidae. The record is from RefSeq and is a predicted model, not a curated record.
AUGGUUUUCUGUAUUAUUGUUGGUUGUUCGACUAGAUCUGGUCGAGACAAAGAUUUUUCCUUCUUUCGAGUGCCUUGUGUGGUCACAAAUAGAGGAGAAUUAGAAGAGGAGCUUUCUCGAGAACGCCGAACACGCUGGCCAUCCGCCAUUAGUCGGGAUAACUUGACGGACAAAAUCCUAGAUUCCCAACGUAUUUGUAGCCGACAUUUUGUUUCUGGCAAAGCUGCUAGUAUAUGGGAUAGACAUAAUGUUGACUGGAUGCCCACUUUAAACUUGGGACACUCAAAAACUGCUCCAAACGCUUUGAGCGCCGAAGCGAAGAAAGCAAGAGCAGAUCGUGAGAAGGAAAGAAGGAAGCGAAGCUUAGAAUGGCAGGCUAUGGAAGUCGCCGAAAAAGUUAAAAUAAUUAAUGAGCCAGGACUUUGUGUUUCAAAUAUUGACUUUGAGACGGUAGAUUUAACAGAAUCUGUCGAAGGAAUUGAGCAAGACGGUAACGAAGCAGCCUCUGAAUCACCAGCACACUGUACAGAUGACAUUUUAGCAUCAGCUGCACAAUCACUAAAACUAGUUGAUAAAGCGUCCCAAACAGAGGAGUUUGAGUACCUUUUCGAACAGAGACAACCCGAAUGUUUCAGCGAAAGGUACUUUCUCGAAUCUAAUGAUUGUGACGAAAGAGUUAGAUUCUACACGGGUUUGCCUUGCUUCGCUAUUUUACAGAAAACAUUCCGCUAUGUCUCACCCCAUGUGACAUACAAGAGCAAAAGGCUCAGUCAGUUUCAGGAGUUUGUGCUGGUCCUGAUAAGACUCAGACUGAAUGUGUUUAUGCAAGACCUGACAUAUCGGUUUGAAGUAACUAGGAGAACUGUGAAUAGAAUAUUUCAUGCCUGGAUGAUAAUCAUGGAUGAGAGGCUUUCCCCUCUUAUCCACUGGCCAGACAGAGAAGCCUUGCAAAGCACUAUGCCUCAGUGCUUCCAAUAUUCAUUUGCAAAGAGGGCAACAUGCAUUAUUGAUUGCUAUGAAGUAUUCAUUAACAAGCAAAGCAAUUACCUGGCCAGAGCACAACCAUUCUCUAACUACAAGCACCAUAACACCGUAAAAGUGCUCAUUGGUAUUACCCAUCAGGGUACAGUGUCAUUUGUCUCUCAAGCAUGGGGUGGGCGCACUUCGGACAAAUUUCUCACUGAAAACUGUGGCUUUCUAGACAAAUUAUAA